ACGUGUGUCGAUUAUCGAGGUCACUCGUCAGUGGAACUGUUACCCGGCACGUGUGUUUUCAACGUGAAAGUUUUCACCGUUGCAUAAGAUUAUAUCGAGAUAAUUUGUGUAUUUUGACAAAAAAAAAUUUCUAAAAGAGAUCAGUGAAACAAAAGUGUGCGUUUAAUUGUUAUAAACUGGAGAUCAAAAACGAGAGAAUUCCAACUUUUAGUGAAGUGUGUAAGAGAAUACCAGAAAAUAGUAAAUCGAGUGAGCAGAGACAAAUAUUCACAGAUAUGACACGUUGCCAAAGUCUACAAUCCUACGCUUCAUCUACGAUGUCUGAUAGUGGAAACUUAUCAUGGACCGAACAAAAAGAAAUAUUUAGAUAUCCUAGAGGCACUAUAACGUGUGGUAUGUUACCAACAUUACGAGCUCUAGCAUCCAAGGAAUGCGAGAAUAACCAGAGUGUUAUUUGUCUUGUACCAUUCGACACGGAUAUGGAUUCUGCCAGUCAUCUGCAAAUGAUCUUGUUGGAGGCAUAUUGUCGUGAGACGGGAAUUAAGGUGUUAAGAGUAUCCAGAGAAAGAAUACGAAACCAUCUAUGUCCUGAAAGCGGCGAUUUAUCCUGCGUACUCAUCUCCAAUGACGAUCCAUACUUCUCAGAUGCACCGGAGUGAAUUUGAAAUAUAUUCAUUUAUCAAGAAUGAAUUUUUUUUCGACUGGAUGCAGUCACGUAAUCAUAUCAAGAAAUUCUGAAAAAGAAUAGUCGGAUAUUGGAUAGGUGGCAGGAAACACAUCUUCAAUAGUGACAUUUUCGAUACGGAGAGAGAAAUCGAUUUUGAACUCGAAGUUGAACAGAACAUAUCGAUAA
Messenger RNA from Apis mellifera (honey bee), 853 nucleotides. RefSeq lists its product as uncharacterized. Lineage: Eukaryota; Metazoa; Arthropoda; Insecta; Hymenoptera; Apidae. The transcript is spliced from 2 exons. The record is from RefSeq and is a predicted model, not a curated record. Bases 276 to 659 code for a protein of 127 amino acids.